AUGGGCCUCCACAGCGACGGCGGGGGCCCGGCCCCGGGGCGGGCAGCCCGAGCGCGGCCACGGAGCUCCGCGGGCCUGUGCGGCGGGGCCGCCGUGUUCGCCGCCGUGGCCGCAGUGUUCACCCUCACGCUGCCGCCCUCGGUGCCCGGGGGAGACGCGGGGGAACUGAUCACAGCCGCACACGAGCUUGGAGUCGCCCAUCCUCCUGGCUAUCCUUUGUUCACUCUGGUGGCUAAACUGGCAAUUACACUCUUUCCUUUUGGCUCCGUUGCCUACCGGGUCAAUUUUCUGUGUGGUUUAUUUGGCUCGGCAGCUGCGUCACUCCUUUUCUUCACCGUUUUCAGGCUUUCUGGCUCACAUGCUGGAGGAAUCCUUGCUGCGGGGGUGUUUUCAUUCUCUCGUCUAACAUGGCAGUGGUCCAUCGCGGCAGAGGUUUUUAGCUUGAACAAUCUGUUUGUGGGGCUGCUUAUGGCUCUUACUGUACAUUUUGAGGAGGCAGCAACCGCAAAAGAAAGAUCAAAGAUAGCUAAAAUUGGUGCUUUCUGCUGUGGCCUUAGCUUAUGUAAUCAGCACACAAUAGUACUCUAUGUUUUGUGCAUAAUACCAUGGAUUCUCUUUCGACUUUUCAACGAGAAGGAACUCUCCUGGAGCUCUGUGUGGAAGUUGAGCCUGUGUUUCUCUGCUGGUUUGCUGCCCUACAUCUAUCUUCCUAUCUCAUCCUACCUCAAUCAAGCCCGCUGGACCUGGGGAGACCAGACAACGGUGCUGGGAUUUUUGACUCACUUUCUCAGGGAAGAAUAUGGAACAUUCAAUCUGGCUAAAUCUGAAAUAGGAUCCAGUAUGUCUGAAAUUUUACUUUCUCAAGUAACAAACAUGAGGAUUGAACUCUCAUUCAACAUCCAAGCCCUUGCAGUUUGGGCUAAUCUAUGUUUAGUAAGAAGGGAUAGACAGAACCCAUCAUUAGUGUGGCUUUUUACUGGAAUGUUUUGCAUUUAUUCAUUGUUCUUUGCUUGGAGGGCAAACUUAGAUAUUUCAAAACCACUUUUCAUGGGUGUGGUGGAGCGAUUCUGGAUGCAGAGCAAUGCUGUGGUGGCAGUCCUCGCUGGCAUCGGGCUGGCCACGCUGGUUUCUGAGAGUAACCGAGUGCUGAACACCAAAGGCCUUCAGUGUCUGGAGUGGCUUUCAGCAGCUCUCUUUGUAACUUACCAAAUAUAUUCUAAUUACAGCAUUUGUGACCAAAAGACCAACUAUGUGAUUGAUAAAUUUGCAAAGAACCUUCUAGCCUCUAUGCCUCAUGAUGCAAUUAUCUUACUCAGAGGAGAUUUGCCAGGAAAUUCUCUCCGUUAUAUGCAUUAUUGUGAGGGACUGAGGCCAGACAUUUCAUUAGUGGAUCAGGAAAUGAUGACUUAUGAGUGGUACUUACCCAAGAUGGCAAAGCAUUUACCAGGUGUCAACUUUCCUGGAGACCGGUGGAAUCCUGUGGAAGGAGUAUUACCCAGUGGAAUGGUCACAUUUAAUCUUUAUCACUUUCUUGAAAUAAAUAAACAAAAAGAAACUUUUGUUUGCAUAGGAAUUCAUGAAGGUGACCCAACCUGGCAAAAGAAUUAUUCACUAUGGCCAUGGGGUUCCUGUGACAAACUGGUUCCUUCAGAGAUUGUAUUCAACCCUGAGGAGUGGAUUAAACUUACAAGAAAUAUCUAUAACUGGACUGAAGAAUAUGGACGGUUUGAUCCAUCUUCUUGGGAAUCUGUGGCCAAUGAGGAGAUGUGGCAAGCAAGGAUGAAAACACCGUUCUUCAUUUUUAACCUGGCAGAAACUGUGAAUGUGCCUUCAAAUGUGAAAGCUCAGCUCUACACUCACGCAUAUGACCUUUAUAAGGAGAUUGUCUACUUGCAAAAGGAACACCCAGUGAACUGGCACAAGAACUAUGCCAUCGCCUGCGAGCGGAUGCUGCGCCUUCGGGAGGGAGGCGCGGACCCCGAAGUCUUGUUAUCGGAAACCAUCAGGCAUUUCCGCCUCUACACCCAGAGAGCGCAGAAUGACCCGCAGCUGGCUGAUAUUUCAGCCGCUCUGAAGCACCUCCGAAAAGAACUGCAGAGUCUGAGAAACAGGAAAAAUGCCUGA
Messenger RNA from Pipistrellus nathusii (Nathusius's pipistrelle), 2124 nucleotides. Lineage: Eukaryota; Metazoa; Chordata; Mammalia; Chiroptera; Vespertilionidae. The record is from the annotation of a GenBank genome assembly.